Messenger RNA from Limulus polyphemus (Atlantic horseshoe crab), 8183 nucleotides. RefSeq lists its product as uncharacterized. The record is from RefSeq and is a predicted model, not a curated record. Bases 18 to 7415 code for a protein of 2465 amino acids. The transcript is spliced from 7 exons. NCBI's taxonomy places the organism in Eukaryota, Metazoa, Arthropoda, Merostomata, Xiphosura, Limulidae.
GAUCAAAACAUGUUGUGAUGGUGACAGAAGUUACAAACCCAAAUAGUUUUUAUUGCCAGCUUCAGAAUGCAGUAGAACAGUUGGAGACAUUGACUGUUGACCUUGAAAUGUAUUAUGGGAAUCUUGGUCCAAAGGAUGAAGUUUUGACACAACCUAGAGAGGAUAUUCCAUGUGUAGCUCAGUUUAGUGAAGAUGGUGCUUGGUAUCGAGCUUUGAUCACUAACAUUUCAACAUCAGGGGAGUAUGAGGUCUUAUUUGUGGAUUAUGGCAAUUCUGAAUGUUGUCAUCAAGAUGUUGUAAAAUGUAUUAAGCCUCAGUUUUUAAAUCUUCCCAAACAAGCAGUUUGGUGUACACUUGCUGGUGUGCCUCAUCUGGUAUGGUCAACUGAAAACAGAGAAAAAUUUGAAACUAUGGUAUUAGAAAAAACUCUCUCAGCUGUGUUUAAAGGUACUGGACCAGGAAAAAGUCAGUAUCAAGUGGAGUUGAUAGAUGGAAGCAACAACAGGAUAAACACCAUUUAUCAAUCUACUGUCAAGGGUAAAACCUCAUUUUCAUCUAUUCCUUCAAAAGUACCACCCAAACCUUCUGUAGGUUUUGAAGAAGAUGCUUGUGAAGAAAAUCCCUCUAAUGGACUUCAACCAGUUGCCAACAGCUUCUCAAGACCUACCAGAGAUCUGAGUAGGUGGGAUAAUAAUCCACAAAGAAAUAUGUAUAAUGAAGCAUUUGUUAAUAAGGGGAAACAAUUUGGGAAAGCGACUUCGCCUGGAAGUUCUUCAAAUGAAAAUGAAUCACUAUCCAGAAAAGACUUUGGUAGAAAGCAGUCCGGUAUUCAGCACUUGUCACAUACUCCUGACAAAAGUCAGUGGAGAGAUCACCCCUCAAAAUUUGGUAAAGCUGAUUGUAAUCGUUCUCGAAUAUCUAGUGGAGAUUCCAGAUCUUCAGAUGAGUCUAGUGGUAGCUUGAAGAGAAAUAUGAAACAUCCAAGAGGAUCUUUCACAGAUGAAGCCCGAUCUACAAAACGCUCUAUGUCAAACCAAAUUCAAGAUUUAAUUUCAAGGUCAAAAAAUCAAAACACUUCUUUACAAAGGGAAAAUGUUGAAGUUAAAAUUUCCACCAAUUUUAAAGAACAAGUAAUACCAGACAAAGCUUUUAGGGAUGUGACUGUUGUCUAUGCAAUUAGUCCAAGUGAAUUUUACUGUCAGUUGACUGAACAUGCUUCUGAACUCAUAGAAUUAAUGAAGAAGUUGGAAGAAACGUACAGUGAAUUGAAUGACAGCAGUUUGUCAUUGAUUAAUCCACAUGUUGGAAGUCCAUGUGCAGCUUUUUAUUCAGCAGGUGGUGCUUGGUAUCGAGGGAAAGUUGUUGCCAUUCUAGACACUUUUGUUGAGGUACAGUUUGUCGAUUAUGGAAAUUCUGAGAAAGUUCCUACCAAUAAAGUUAAGAGUUUAAAAUCUGAAUUUUUCUAUUUGCCAAUACAAGCAAUUAAGUGCAGCUUGUACAACACUCUUCCUCGGGAAUCAUCAUGGACCAUUGAUGAUAUCAAUAAGUUUUCUGAAAUGACAAGUGAAAAAUCUUUAGUGGGACAGUUUGUUCGCAAACAGGUCAGUGGUAGUUUCUUAAUUAAUUUGAUUGAUAUGGAUAAAUUAGAGAAUGAUAUUUUAAACAAGGAUUUUGUUGAGUCUGGACAUGGAAAAACACUUGGAGUGAAAACACCAAUUAUAAGAUCUCUGUCUUCUGCUAUUGCAGAUGUGGAAAUUGCAGAUCCUUCAAUAAGGUUAGGUGAAAAGGAACUUGUUCAGGUGACAUGGGUUAUGAAUCCUGGAGAGUUCUACUCCCAACUUCAGUCAAGUAGUCAACAAUUUAACUAUUUAAUGUGUGAAAUUCAGGCUUUUUAUGGGGCUUCAACUUCAGCGGCUACAUCUAUUGAUCAGCCAAAGGUAAACCAAGUGUGUGCUGCAAGAUUUACAGAAGAUGAUGCUUGGUAUCGUGCAAGAAUCCUUUAUCUGAAAGAUGGUAUGAUUGGUGUUCUUUAUGUUGAUUAUGGAAAUGGCCAAGAAAUACCACGAGAUAGGAUCAAGUACUUGAUUCCAGAUUUUGCAGCUUUACUUCCUUCCCAAGCUGUGAAGUGUUACUUAAAAGGUAUCAAACCACCUAAUGAUAAUUGGCCUUCUGUUGAUAAAAGCACGUAUGAUAGUUUCUUUGAAGGAAAAACAGAAUGCACAUUUAUUAAAAAGAUAGAUAGUGGAUUUUUAGUGGACAUGGAACAGAAUGGAAAAAACCUAGCUGAGGAGUUUAUUUUAAAAAAUUUAGCAGAAAGAGAAACUGCAUUAAUUCCAGAACAGUCAGAAUUUAAAACAUGUGCCUAUCUACAAUCACCAAGGUUUGAAAACAAAACAAUUAAAUUAAAUCAAUCUGUAGAAGUUGUUGUAUCUUUUGUGGAAAGUCCACAGUCUUUUUGGUGUCAGUUAAAACAAGCCAUUCCUCAGCUUGAUUCCUUGAUGGAACAGAUAGAUUCCUACUACUCAUCACUCUCGGAUGAUGAAGAUGUUCUCUCUGCUUCAGAGAAGUUUUGUGUGGCAAAGUUUAGUGAAGAUGAAAGUUGGUACAGAGCUUUUAUUCAGGAACAUGUAUCACCAGAAACUGUAAGAGUCUACUAUCUUGAUUAUGGAAACUCAGAAGAGGUGGAAUUUUCUAAGUGUAAAAGCCUGCAUGAAAAAUUCAAAGGUCUCUCAGCUCAAGCCAUUAAGUGUCGACUCUAUGGCAUGCCAUCUCAAAGUACUGAACAACAAAGCAAAGAUUUUGUGGACAUAAUUGAUGAGAAAGAAGUGGUGAUUAAAGUGCGUAAGAAGAAACCUAGCAUACUGGCAGUGAAUGUUUUGGAUAAUUCCUCAGGCACAGAAGUGGACAUUGGGGAGACUGUUUAUGGGACCAUGGAAGAUGAAUGUCCUUUGAAAAUCAAUGGACAGCCAGAUAUUCCAGAAGGAGAACAGGAAGGAUAUUUAAUCAUAGAUAGUUUAUAUAAUCUUGAUUUUGAAUUCUUCCAUGUGCAACUUAGUAGUGCAAAAAACCAGAUCAACGAUAUGAGUUCUAGAAUCAAAACAAGUGAACUUUUAUUGUCACACGAAGUAGAAAUUGGUGAAAACUACUGUGUGCGAGAAAAUGACAUUUGGUAUAGAGUCAAAGUGUAUCAUAAUAAUGGUACUGUUAUCUCAGCAAAAAUGAUAGACUGUGGGAAAUAUUCAUCCUUUGAUGCUGAUAUAUUUUAUGAACUACCAGAAGAUCUGGAAGCUUUUCCUCCUUUAGCCAUUCCCUGCAAACUUUAUGGGCUAGAGUGGAAGCGUUCAAACAAAGAGUUAGUAGAAAAAUGCUUGGCUGGCAGUGAUUUGCUAAAUGAGAAGAAAUUCACCAUCAAAUUCAUUAAUAACUGGGAACAAGGAGCAUUUGUUUCUAUAAUGGAUGGAGAAGUGGAUAUUAGUCAAUCACUUGUCACUAAAGGUUUGGCAAUGGCUAUGUUUAAAGAAGAUGAAGCUAUGAUUACAGCUGGUUAUACUCUAACAACCUUGAAUAAUGACCCUUUGCUUGUCACUUUAAGUCAUUUUGAGUCUAUAAACAUGUUUUAUGUGACACUUGUAAAGGAGCUUAAAAAUCUUGAUAUCUUAUCGGCAAAACUUCAAGAUACGUUUGAAGCUAUGGACGAGGAAGAAGGUCAGGUGACAGAACCAUGUUGGGGCAAAGCAUGUGUAUGCAAGUUUAAUGAAGAUGGUGUGUGGUACAGAGGAGUAAUUACAUCAGUUGAUAAAGAAGUUGUCACUGUCUAUUUCGUAGAUUUUGGAAAUGAGGAAGAAACUACUAUAGACCAACUAAAGGAGUACCCAAAAGAUAUUUUGAAUUCUAACAACUUUGAGUCAGAUUGCUUUAAUUUUCCAGCCUUUGCUGUAUGUUGUUCCUUGUGUGACACAACUUCAGUUGAGGGAAAAGAACAAAAAAUUGAGGAAUUUUUAAAAGAAUUAGUUGGAAAGUAUUUGACUUUAGAGAUUUGUGAAAGAGGUUCACCCUACAUUGUUUUGCUAUCAAUGAAUGGAAUGGAAGUUAGUGAAACUAUGUGUAAGAAAGAACUUGUGAACUUAAACAAGCCAACAGUUAACUAUACAGAAGGAAGUCGAUCACUGUCUGAGUACAGAUAUUCUGUGGUCAGUCAUUUUGAGUCCUUGAGUUGCAUAUUUCUUGUACCAAACUCAUAUGAAUAUGAAGCUUUCCAGAAAAAGUUACAGACUGUAUACAACCAGAUUAAACUGGGAGAAUUUGAACUGGAUAAUGUGGCUAAAGGUGUACCAUGUGUUGUAAAAUCAGCUAUAGAUAACUGUUGGUACCGUGGCAUCAUUACAGAUGUAAAGAUGGAGACUGUAACUAGUUCUAAAGAAUUAAAAAAACUGAAGGUUUCUUUUUCCUGGCAGCUUCCUUUUUCUUUGAAAUGUUCUUUGUCACAUGCUUUGGCUUGUGCUGAAUUUAAUCUAAAGCUGUUUAGUGAAAGUGAUAAUGUAGAGGCAGUCAGAAAAGAAGUAAUUGGAAAGAUGGUAGAAGUUGAGUUUAUGAGCAGUGAACCAAUCCCAGCAGUGAAACUCCUUGUUGCAAGAGAUAUGUCUGAAACAAAUCAAGAUUAUAAUCAAAUAACUGACCUGAUUGAAGAGGUAUUAAAAUCAAAGUUUCUGCUCUCUUUGAAAGAGAUGGAACAAGAAAAGGAACAGAGGUAUUCACCACUAACUACCCCACAUCUACAGAAGUACCAACCUUUAGAUAUACCCUUGCAUACCAAGUUAGAAGUGAAGGUUAGUUAUGUAAAUACUCCUAGUGAGUUCUGGGUGCAGCUAGUUUACCAACAAGAACAACUUCACAACAUAAUGGAUGAAAUAGCAGACAUAUAUUCAAAUAUCUUUGAAGAUGAAUUUGUUAUUACAGAACCUCAACCUGGGACUCCUUGUGUUUCUAUUUUCUCAGAAGAUGGUGGAUGGUACCGAGGAUAUGUCAAGGAAGUAAUGGGUGGAUCUGUAAAAAUCCAUUUUGUGGAUUAUGGAAAUAGUGAAGAAGUUCCUCUUACUUUUGUGAGGGAGAUCUCUUCAGAUCUGUUGAAAACCCCCCAGCUAGCAGUCAAAUGUUCUCUCCAUGAUGUUAAGCCUAACAGUGACUCAGAAUGGAAUAUUGACCAGUGUGAAGUUUUCCAGGAAAUAGUAAAUGAAGAAAAGGUUUUUUUAGCAGAAUUUUGCAGCAGUAUUGAUAAUACAUACCAAGUUAAACUGUUGGACAUGGGAAUUGAUGUAGGAAAGACCUUCUUGUCAAAAUGCAUUGCUUCUAGCUCAUCAGUACAAGAAGAAAAGUCGGAUAUUGUUAAGCUGACACAUAUUUUGCUUCAAGAACCUGUACAUGAAGCAGAAUGUAUAAGUCCUAAUAAAGUUAAGUCAAAUGAAAUCCUUAGUUUCAAUCAAAUGGAGAAUGGAACCACCAGUUUGUUUUCUAAAGAAAAUGAUUCCUUCAUUCUUAAAGAGAUGGAAAAUGAAUCAUUCAGUGUUGUAAGUAACAGAAAUGUGUCAUUCAGCAUUACAGAUAAUGAAGAAGAAUCAUUUAGUGUUACAAAUAAUACUGAUUCAUCAAACUUUAUGGGUAUUGGAAAUGAGCAGUUCAGCAUUAUACAAAAAGAAGAUUCAUUUUAUGAUGUAAACCAAGAAUUUGAAUCAUGUAAUAUUAUGGACAAGGACGAAGAUUCAUCCAGUGUUAUAAAUGAAGAAAAACCAAACAGUGACAUGAACAAGCAAUAUAGAUCAGACAGUGACAUGUAUCAGUAUGAUCCAACUAAUGUUAUAAUGAAAAAUGAAAUUUGUAACAUUGUUAAGGAAGAUACUGGUGAGCCAUCUGAUUUUGGUAAUGAAUCAGAAAAUUCUGUCAGUAUCUGCACACCAGAGGAAGAUAUUUUAGAAAAAAAUAUAAACCCAGAAGACUUUGCAUCAUUGGGUGAACCAAAUCCUCUUUCCCAGCAAGGGGGUAAUCAACAGGACCAGUUUGUCCCAGCAGUAAUCUCCAUGAAGAAGUUAGAUGAAGAAACUACAGCAAGGACUGCUUAUGAGAUUGAACCUAAUCUAGUUUCUGUUCAGUCUAAAGAAAUUCUGGAAGAUUGUACAUUGUUAGGAGAAAGUUUUAAAAAUGAGUUUGUUCUUUCCAAUAAAGACAUGACUGAGGUAAAUCAAAGGUUUUUAUCUAAUGUGGAUAGAAACUUGAGUGAUCAUGACAAGAUAACAGAGUCAUCAGAUGAUUAUUUGGAAUACAAAAGUAAUAUAGAAGCAAAGAGUGGGGAGGAGUUAGAAUAUUGUACACAUGAAGAGAAGUUAAGCCCAUGGGAAGGGGAAAAUGUACCAGCAUCUACAAAAUUAGAUGAAACAAUGCCACAUGAACAAGUAUCAUUUUGUAACAGAAUUAGUAAAGAAGAUAAAGAUGUGGAAAAUGAGUGUGAACAAGAAUUAUCAACAAAUAGAGGACAACAGUCAGAACAGUUAAUAAUAGCUUGUACUGAAAAAGCAUUAACUUCUAACGACCAAGAAGAACAGCCCUUACUAAAAAAGGAAUCAGCUAAAGAAAUUGUUUGUAGUGAACACACAACACUAGAUGGAGAGGAAUCAGAUAAAGAAAUUGUUUACAGUGAACACACAACACUAGAAGGAGAGGAAUCAGAUAAAGAAAUUGUUUACAGUGAACACACAACACUAGAAGGAGAGGAAUCAGAUAAAAAAAUUGUUUACAGUGAACACACAACACUAGAAGGAAAGGAAAUAGAUAAAGAAAAUGUUUACAGUGAACAUACGACACUAGAAGGAAAGGAAUCAGAUAAAGAAAUUAUUUGCAGUGAACAUACGACACUAGAAGGAAAGGAAUCAGAUAAAGAAAUUAUUUGCAGUGAACACACAACACUAGAAGAAAAGGAAUUGGAUAAAGAAAUUGUUUGCAGUGAACACAUAACACUAGAAGAAAAGGAAUUGGAUAAAGAAAUUGUUUGCAGUGAACACAUAACACUAGAAGGAGAGGUAUCAGAUAAAGAAAUUGUUUGCAGUGAACACACAACACUAGAAGAAGAGAAAUCAGAUAAAGAAAUUUACAGUGAACACACAACACUAGAAGGAGAGGAAUCAGAUAAAGAAAUUGUUUACAAUGAACACACAACACCAGAAGGAAAGGUAUCAGAUAAAGAAAUUGUUUGCAGUGAACACAUAACACUAGAAGGAAAAGACCUGGAUAACCUAAAAGACAUUGCUAGAGGUGAUAAUCCAGAAGAUGAUGAUGAUGAUUUAGGUACAACCACUAAUAAGCCUUCAGAAAUCUCCACACCCGAUUCACAUGGCAAAACCUCAUUUUCAACAGGCGCAGAAGAAUAAUGUUAAAAUCUUCAAAAAGGAGUGAUUCACAAACUGAAGUUCCUGAAACUCUUCAUGUAUUCCAAAUUGUCUGAUUAUGCAAAACUAUUGUAUUAUGAACAGAGAGCAAUGAGUACAUUGUGUACAAUCCUUAAGAAACAAAGGUUAAAGACAAGCCUCUUGUUUUACAGCUUUAUAGUUUUGUGAGUUCAUUAUAUUUGAUAUUUGUGAGAGUACUAUUAUAUGUUGGAUUAUAAUUAAAGUGCACAUAAGAAAACCUUUUUAAUGUUCUUUUGGACUAACUUAGGAUGUUUUUCAGAGUUUUAAGGUUCACUAAGUUUUAAUUACACUAUUAUAUAAGCUUUGCAUCAGUUUUUCAGUUGGAUAUAAUAAGAGCUGACUUUUAGCUUUUUUAUUGUUUGAACUAAGUGUUAGUAAAAUAAUAUUUUAAAGUUUUUAUUGUAACUAUCAAGUAAAUGCAAUGUUUGGUAGCAGUUAUAAAUUUUUUGAACCUUUAAUAAUGCAUAUAAAAUGAAAAAAUUGUCAAAUGUCUAGACACUUAGAAUAAUAAUUGAAUUUAAUUUUAAAGCAGUUAAUUAUAAGUGUUUACAUUUGGUACUUACACACACACACACACUAUUUGAGUUCUGGUAGUUUUAAAACUAAUUUAAAAACUCUUAGUUUCAUAUUUUUUAUGUACAUACAAAUAAUCCCACCCAAAAACUGAACAUAUAGCAGUGACAAAUGCAUGAAUAUCAAAAAUAUUGUGUAUGGAAACCUGUAAGAAAA